Molecule: messenger RNA, 4996 nt
Organism: Hemicordylus capensis (graceful crag lizard)
Lineage: Eukaryota; Metazoa; Chordata; Lepidosauria; Squamata; Cordylidae
Product: alpha-2-macroglobulin-like
Exons: 36
Coding region: 59-4555 (1498 amino acids)
Cellular component (GO): extracellular region
Molecular function (GO): endopeptidase inhibitor activity
Source: RefSeq, a predicted model, not a curated record
GAGGCAGGACCGACCCGUCUACCUGACUCUCCUGCUCGCUCGCUGCCCUCUUAGCACCAUGGGGAAGGCGCAGUUACUUGGGGGACCCGCCAUCUUUCUCCUGCUGCUCUGCCUCCUCCCAGGAGAGGCCUCGCCACCCACCACCACAGAACCACAGUACUUGGUGUUGGUGCCCUUCUUGAUCCACACGGAGACUCCGGAGAAGGUCUGUGUGCAGCUGAGCCACCUGAAUGAGUCGGUCACGCUGAGUGUCACCCUCGAAUACGGAGCAGAGAACAAGAGCCUGAUCAGAAACAUUGUAUCGGACAGGGAUGUCUUCAGCUGCAUCCCAUUCGAGAUCCCCAAAUGGAACGGCAUCGCCCAGCUGUUUCUCACUGUGGAAGUGAAGGGGCAGACGCUGGAGUUCUGGAGCCGAAGACGGGUGAUGAUCAAGAAUCUGGAGAGCCUGAUGUUUGUCCAGACAGACAAACCCAUCUACAAGCCAGGACAGAAGGUUCUGUUUCGAAUUGUGUCUCUGAAUAAAGACUUCCAACCCUUGAAUGAGACGCUUCCUUUGGUUUACAUCCAGGACCCCAGGAGGAACCGCUUGUUCCAGUGGCAAAAUGUGGAGCUUCAGGGGGGCCUCAAGGAGCUCUUCUUUCCUCUGUCCACUGAGCCCCCACUGGGCCACUACAAGGUGGUGCUAGAGAAAGCCCCUGGGAAGACGACUGAAAAGUCCUUUGAAGUGGAUGAAUAUGUAUUGCCCAAAUUUGAGGUCACGGUAAAGGUACCCCAAACCAUAACAGUUAUAGACAAAGAACUGGAAGUGACCGUCUGUGGAACGUACACCUAUGGGAAGCCUGUCCCCGGCCUGGUGACUAUGAACGUUUGCCGGAAAUAUCCUGAUUACGAAAGCCAAUGUUAUGGCAAAGAGUCAGAUGGUAUAUGUGAAGAAUUCCAAGGAGAGGCAGAUGGGCGUGGCUGCUUCUCUCAGGUGGUGCAAACAAAGAUCUUUCAGUUGAAGAGGUCAGGUUAUAGUAUGAGCAUCGAUGUGGAAGGCCAGAUCACAGAAGAAGGCACAGGGGUGACGUUGACAGGCACAGGUUUCUCAGUGAUCACUGGAAUGCUCACCAAAGUUACCUUUGAAAAGAUGGACCCUUAUUACAAGCCUGGGAUCCCCUUCUUUGGGCAGGCGAAGCUGGUGGAUAGCUCCGAAGCGCCAUUGGCUAACAAAACGAUCCAGAUUACGGUACCGCAAGUCGGGUACAAGGCCAGCUACACAACGGAUACCAAGGGCAUAGUACAGUUUUCUGUAGACACUUCCAACUUCACAGAAAGCUUUAUGAGCAUUGAGGCACAGUCAAUAGUUACAUCCCAAAGCCCAUGUUAUGACCACAACUGGGUCACUGUCACCCACCAACAAGCAUAUCACAGCAUGUCAUAUUUCUACUCACCAAGCAGAAGCUACCUCUAUAUCGAAUCUGUCCCUGGGACACUAAGCUGUGGGCAGACUCAGCCAGUUCGAGUGCACUAUGUCCUGAAUUCGGAUGUCGUGAAAGAGGAGGACAUCACAUUUUACUAUUUGGUGAUGGCUAAGGGGGAGAUUGUGAAAACAGGGACCCACCCUCUUCUCAACCCAGGGACCCACCCUCUGCUUUUCGGUCAUGGAAAAGAUAAAGGGACUUUUCUUCUGGAUCUCUCUGUGGACAUCCAUAUGGCUCCCUUGGCACGCUUGCUUCUAUACACUAUUUUGCCCAGCGGAGAGCUGGUUGCUCACUCAGCAGAUUUCACCAUCGAAAACUGCUUUGCAAACAAGGUGGAAUUACAAUUCUCAGAGCCUGAAGGCCUGCCUGGCAGCAAAACUCACCUCCAUCUUGGAGCCUCCUCAGUGUCCCUCUGUGCCAUCCAUGCUGUUGAUAAGAGUGUCUUUCUCCUGAGGUCCCGAGCUGAGCUCUCGCCUCAGACGGUUUAUGAUUUGCUCCCUGUGAGGACCCUCAAAGGCUAUAACUACAGGGGCAACAAUAUGGAAGAGCCAGACGUGAAUCCCUGCAUUUCCAUGGAAACGAUCCUUGUGAACGGCGUCCGCUACAGCCCAGUUGCUUCUUAUGGUGAAGGUGAUGCCUAUGAAAUUCUCAAGGACUUCGGCUUAAAGGUUUUUAGUAAUGCAAAGAUCCACAAGCCCAAACUUUGUUACCAGACUCUGUAUCGCAGAGGAGGUGGAUUCGAAGUGGCCCACUCAGAGAUGGAAGAAAUGGUUUUUGCUGCUGCACCUGUAGCUGCUCGAAUGAAUGCACCACCCCAUCAUGAAGAUUCCAUUGAUUUAGUUGAUGUCGAAAGUGCACAGCCUGCCAGAAGAUUCUUCCCUGAGACCUGGAUAUGGCAAACGCAGGCCAUCAGCUCUGAACAUGAGGUGGAGAUACCAGUGACCAUUCCAGACACCAUCACAGAAUGGAAAGCAGGAGCCUUCUGCCUGUCCGGAGAGACAGGCUUCGGCCUCUCCCAGCCCAUCACCCUCAACGCCUUCCAGCCCUUCUUCCUGGACCUCACCAUGCCCUACUCCGUUAUUCGGGGUGAAGCCUUCGUCCUGAAGGUCACGGUCUUCAGCUAUCAGCAGCAUUGCAUCAGGGUCGCUAUAUCACUGGCUCCCUCAUCUGACUUUGUGGCUUCGCCUGUGGAGAAGGAGGAGGAAUCCUACUGUCUGUGUGCAAACGGAAGGAAAACUGUGUCUUGGACUGUGACUCCCAAAUCUCUGGGUGAAGUAAAUUUCACAGCCAGCGCUGAGGCCCUGAGCUCUGAUCAGCUCUGUGGGAAUGAAUUAGUGGAGAUACCCACGAAAGGACAAAAGGACAUUGUGAUCAAACCCCUCUUAGUUGAGCCUGAAGGGGUUGAGAAGGAAGUGGUCUUCAGCAACCUGCUCUGCGCGGCUGAAAAUGCGCAGACGGCACCGGUUUCUCUAAAGUUACCAGAAAACGUAGUUGAGGGUUCAGCCAGGGCCUUCGUCAGUAUCUUGGGGGACAUCAUGGGCACAGCCCUGCAGAACCUGCACAAGCUUCUCAAGUUGCCCUAUGGCUGUGGAGAGCAGAACAUGGCCCUCUUUGCACCCAACAUCUACGUCCUGGACUACCUGAAUAAGACUGGGCAGCUAUCGGAGGAGACCAAGUCCAAGGCCAUUGGAAACUUGGUCGCUGGCUACCAGAGACAGCUGAACUUCAAGCAUGCCGACGGCUCCUACAGUACCUUCACUCACCAGCCUGGGAAUUCCUGGCUGACGGCUUUUGUGCUCAAGUCCUUUGCUCAGGCGAAGCGCAUGAUCUAUAUCCAAGAGACGCACAUCUCGGAUGCGCUGGCCGCACUGGCUGCCAGGCAGAAGCAGAACGGCUGCUUCAUUAGCACCGGGCAGCUCUUCCACAUCGCCAUCAAGGGUGGGGUUGAUGAUGAGGCCACGCUCUCUGCCUACAUCGCCAUUGCUUUGCUGGAGAUUCCUCUGCCUGUCACUCACGCAGUGGUGCGCAACGCUUUGUUCUGCUUGGAGACGGCAGCACAGGCGCAAGAUCUCAACGUCUACACCCAGGCCUUGCUGGCGUACGCCUUUUCCUUAGCAGGGAAGGAGGACAAGAGGGAACAGCUCUUGCGGGCCCUUGAUGGAAAAGCUGUGAAAGAAGAGGACGGCUCCAUUCACUGGCAGCGACCCGGGAAGCAGGAGGAGGAGAACGCUGACCUGUCUUUCUAUCGGCCCCGUGCCCCCUCUGCGGAGGUGGAGAUGACAGCCUAUGUGCUGCUUGCUCACCUCACCAAACAGCCGGCACCAUCCCAGGAGGACCUGACCACAGCGUCCAAGAUUGUCAAAUGGCUUAGCAGGCAGCAGAACCCCACGGGUGGUUUCUCCUCCACACAGGACACGGUGGUGGCACUCCAGGGCUUCUCCCUGUACGGGGUCUCUACCUUCGCCCAGAGCACAGCGGGUGCAAAAGUGACCCUGAAGCACGGAGGGGCCGUCCUGAAGGAGUUCCAGGUGGAAAGCAGCAACCGCCUCCUGCUUCAGCGGGAGCCUCUGCCCAGUGUGCCAGGGGACUACAGCUCCGAGGUGACCGGGGAAGGAUGCGUCUACAUACAGACCUGCUUGAAAUACAACGUGCAGCCUCAUCAGGAAGGUGCUCCUUUUGCCCUGCAUGUGGACACGAUUCCCGAGACCUGCACUUCACCCAAGGCCAGCAGGACAUUUGACAUUGCGAUCAAUGUCAGUUACACAGGCCAACGCCCCGUCUCCAACAUGGCGAUCAUUGAUGUUAAGAUGCUCUCAGGAUACAGCGCACUGAAGCCAUCAGUUGCAAAGCUGGCAGGUGCUGGAAGUGCAGUCAAGAGGACAGAAGUGAAAACCAGCCACGUCCUCCUCUAUUUGGAGCAGGUGAGCAACGUGACGCAGAGUUACUCCUUCACAGUGGAGCAAGACGUGGCUAUCCAGGGCCUGAAGCCUGCCUUGGUCAAAGUCUACGACUACUAUGAAACAGAUGAAUUUGCCAUGGCGGAGUACAACGCCCCCUGCAGCACAGAUCAAACUCAGAAGGGGAAUGAAUGAAGAAUUCAGGCCUUUCCAGCACCUCUGACUCGAUCCUACCCGUAUCUGCCAUCCAGCUAGUCAACUUGGGUGAAUACAGCAGUAAGAACUGAAGAGGCAAAAACAAUUUUCUAGAACCAGUCAACUUGAACAAUGACAACUGUAGCUGUGUGGAAGAGCUGAGUAAAUAUGGGGGUCAAGGCCAGUCUUCCCUCUAACAGGGAUUCCCAGAUGUUGUUGACCACAACCCAGAAUCAACAGCUGCCAUGUUUUUUUUUGCUUUGGAAUUAUGGGAGUUGUACUCAACAACAUCUGGGAAUCCGUUAGAGGGAACAUUGGUCACGGCUAGUAAUCAUUGCACUGUGGAAUCAUCUUUCUAUUCUUGUUUGGAGGCCAAGAGAAUCUUUGGUCUAUAUGCUGUGUUCAUCUGCUGCAUGAAAUAAAAACGUUUUGUGUCUCUGA